UAACCCCAGCCGCGCAGAGCACCCUGUUCAGCUCAAGUCAGUCUCAACCCUCUUAAAUCUCAUCAGUCACCCCUUUUAUCAUUUAUCAUUUCCUCGAGCCUAACAAGCCUUCUGCGAGGCGUCUGUCCAUCCUGGUGAGUGCGACCUAGCAACCGGCUGGGUUCGAAGCGACGCAGUAACUCGAAACCUUGCCGUGAGCUUCCCCCCGAGGAGCCGACCGCGCCAAUCAUAAACCCAUAAACAAACAGUCCCCCAUCCCCCAUCGCACGGCGCAACACGAUCUUCAGACUCUUGAAUAAAGACACAUUGCUGACCUUGUGCUCUGUCGUGGUGGACAGCCAUUGAUCAGAUCCUCCAGCCUUAUCCCCCGCAUUCCCACUCCUGAAGCCGGACUCCGCAACUCCACAGAGUCAACAUGUCGGUGAAGUUCCAGGAAGAGACCGUCCGUCUGGCGACCCAGGCGCCCCAGCACCACAAGGAGCACCUGGCGCACAGAAUCGGCGAGCGUCUGACAGGCGGCAAUGCCCCCAACGGCUAUCUGGCGGCCUAUCUGCGCCAGCUGCAGUCGAACCCGCUGCGCACGAAGAUGAUCACUUCCGGUUUCCUGUCGGCUGUACAAGAACUACUCUCAUCAUGGAUCGCCCACGAUAUCAGCAAGCAUGGCCAUUACUUCAGCUCGCGCGUGCCUAAGAUGGCCCUCUACGGAUCUUUCAUCAGUGCGCCGUUGGGCCAUCUGCUCGUCGGCAUCCUACAGAAGAUCUUCGCUGGAAGGACCAGUCUGAAGGCCAAGAUCUUACAGAUUCUUGUCAGCAACUUGGUUAUCUCCCCCAUCCAAAACGUAGUCUAUCUCUCGUCGCUGGCCAUCAUUACGGGUGCCCGCACGAUUCACCAGGUUCGUGCCACUGUCAAGGCCGGUUUCAUGCCGGUCAUGAAGGUCAGCUGGUGCACUUCUCCGAUCGCUCUCGCCUUCGCGCAGAAGUUCCUGCCGGAACACGCCUGGGUGCCCUUCUUCAAUAUGAUCGGCUUCGUCAUCGGCACUUAUGUCAACACUCACACCAAGAAGAAGCGCCUGGAGGCUCUCAGAAAGCACUACGACCAGCGACGCGGUGGCCCCGAUUAUCCUCCUCCCCGCCGUGACCUGUAGAGGUUUCCUUCAAGAAUAUACUAGGACAGACCUCAGCUCGAGGGUCAGACAUGGACACUCUUACGUUUGCAAUGCGAAAAUCAGAUGCUAUUGCGAAAUAUCCAGAGCGAUUACUAACCUCACUGCCGUGUCCUUACAGCUAGUGAG
Molecule: messenger RNA, 1291 nt
Organism: Paecilomyces variotii
Lineage: Eukaryota; Fungi; Ascomycota; Eurotiomycetes; Eurotiales; Thermoascaceae
Product: integral membrane protein 25D9-6
Exons: 4
Coding region: 416-1144 (242 amino acids)
Cellular component (GO): cytoplasm; membrane
Source: RefSeq, a predicted model, not a curated record